Messenger RNA from Chironomus riparius, 916 nucleotides. Lineage: Eukaryota; Metazoa; Arthropoda; Insecta; Diptera; Chironomidae. The record is from the annotation of a GenBank genome assembly.
CUUCCGCGCACGUAAAAAUCUUCCAACGAAAGGAGGUUUUAUAUUGAUAUUUUUCUUUUUGGGCUCACACGGAAGUUGAUACGAUAAGUUAAACAGACGUGUUUACUCAUAUUUGAUAAACUUUAUAAUUCCAAAUCUUCUAAAUUUUUGUGAAUUCAUCAUGGAUUUAGACGACUUUUUUGCAAAAAAGGACAAGAAAAAGGGAAAGUCAAAGAAGUCAUUCGUCUCAAGUGAAAUAAAACAGCUAGAACAAUCAGUAGUAAAGGAAAAAGAACAAAAUAAAACAGUAGAAGAAUCGAAUAAUGAAACUGGAACUGAUGAUAAUGACGACGAAUGGAGAGAAUUUGAGGAAUCAAAAAGACCAGAUUAUUCAAAUUUGAAAUUGGGGCAAUUGACAAUAGAAGAAGAACAACAGAAUCAGAAUAAUGUUGGAAAUGAAAAUGAUGAUAAUGAAGCUUACAAUGAUGGUGAUAAUAGCGAGAAUCCAUGGAAGAAAGGAUCACAAACUCAACAAGAGACUGUAAUUCCAGCUGCUUCUAGUUCUAAACCUGGGAUUUAUAUUGCGCCAAGAGGAGAUAGUUCUAAAGCCCGAAAGAAGAAUGCUCCAGAUUUGAAUAAUGAAAAUUACUUUCCAUCUCUCGGAACUGAAAAGCCUGUAGAACAAGUUAAAAUGAAAAAAGAUGGUUUUGAGGAAGUUAAGCAUGGAGUUAAAAAGGGUGCACAAGCAUCUUUCACAAAUAAUCCAGUUUCAAUAGGAAACACUUAUUCCUCAUUAUUUAAUAAUAAUGAUAUUGAAAGCUAAAAGGUCAAUGGAAUGAAAUGUUCUGGAGAUUCAAAAAGAUACUUUUUAUUGAAUUCCUCUUUUUCAACGUUUAAAAAAAAGAUAUAUCAUACUCGACAUACAACAUUAACGGGA